This is a messenger RNA of Cuscuta epithymum, 1565 nucleotides long. The record is from the annotation of a GenBank genome assembly. NCBI's taxonomy places the organism in Eukaryota, Viridiplantae, Streptophyta, Magnoliopsida, Solanales, Convolvulaceae.
UGCAUUAGUGUUCGACACAUUUACGGAGGGAGCAUAUUUCGGCCCCGAAGAAAUCUUACGAGCGAGCUCAUACCGGGAGCUUUGGUCAUUUCGUGAUAUCGUUCGUGUUUGUUGCUAGUCUGAGGUCCGUAUUUGAAUUACAAAUUUACAAUCCUCUUUGCUCUCUGACUGCGUUUUUCUUGGUGUUUUCACGCCUUUUCCUUGCAUCUCGUUUCAAAAUAUUCGUGAAAAGUGGCCAUUUAGGUUCAGUAUCUUCAGUAGUUCUUGUGAAUUGGUCUGGGGUUGAGCUCACUUUCGCAUUGUAUUCAUUCCUUUUCUAGGUUCUAUUUGACGAAUGAUAUUAUCUUAUAUCUUAUCGGAAACUUGUCUCUGGCUUCAAAUCUGCAAUAGAGUUUUAUGAUCUUGAUAUUUCUGUUACUGAAAAUUACAACAUACCCCAUUGCAUUGCAGACUACUUUUGUUCGUUUGGCGAAUUUUCACCUUUUCUCAUCACAAAGUAAUAUCUUUUGAAUAUUCAGUUUUCUGGGCAUUUGUGUGAAAGAGACGCGAUGUCUCUGGUUUUGUAGAUCUCAAAUUAAGCCAUUUGUUCAGGCAAACAUUCUAUAAUUAGACCACAAUAUGUCUUCAGCUCAAGACCCUUUUUAUAUUGUGAAGGAGGAUAUCCAACAAUCUAUUGACAAGCUGCUGUCUUCAUUUCAUCAAUGGGAGCGCAUUCCUUCUAGCAGUGGAGAGUAUCAACAUCUCAUGAAGGAGCUUCUUGCUACAUGCCAGAGCAUUACAUGGCAGGUAGAUGAGCUGGACAAGACAAUUACAGUUGCCUCAAAGCAUCCUGCUUGGUAUGGUAUUAAUGAGACGGAGCUUGACAAACGAAGAAGAUGGACAAAUGGUGCAAGGACUCAGGUGGGGAAGGUGAAAAAAGUGGUAGUAGUUGGACAAGAGUCAACUGGAUUGAGCGUUAUGGAGAUGAGAAGAGAGCUGAUGGCGCUUCCAAAUUCACAUCAGACUGAUAAACGGGAAAGGAGCACUAACCCAAACAGUGAUGAUUUUGUAUCUGCGGAAUCUGAUAGACAGUUACUCCUCAUUAAGCAGCAGGAUGAUGAGCUGGAUGAGCUUAGCGCUAGUGUAAAAAGAAUUGGAGGUGUUGGGCUUACUAUACAUGAUGAGCUUCUCUCACAGGAGAAGCUUAUUGAUGAACUGGGUGUAGAGCUGGACAGUACAUCCACUCGUCUUGAUUUUGUUCAGAAAAGGGUUGCUAUGGUUAUGAAGAAGGCCACUCUCAAGGGUCAGAUUAUGAUGAUUUUAUUCUUGAUCGGAAUCUUCAUUAUUUUGUUUGUUCUUGUUUUCCUAACCUAGUUGAGAGGCAGUAAGCCCAAUGUUUUGUAAAUAAAAUUUCGGGCAUCUAUUUUAUUCAUUAAUUUCAAAUGAUCUCGAUUUGUAAUGAUGGACGAGGCACACUAUUGUAGUAUCGUGGAUGAUUUAUUGGUCACCCAAAAUCAAUGAUCUACAUAGUUUUUUGACCUAUGGUACUACAACCUUACAAGUUACAAUAUGUGAUUGGAGUUCAG